AUGGAGGAAACCAAUACGAAAGUAGUAAACAAGAAUGAGGAGGAACAAGAGAUGAGAAAGCAUGUAAGACACAUGGGUUUUCGGCGCGUUCCGAGACGAAAUGAAGAGUCUGGCAAGGUGGAAUGGAAGUCUCAGAGAAUCCUCUUUCAGCAAAUACGGUACACCGGGUUCCAACGAAAUCCUUCCGUUACCACCAAGAAAUCAAAAAAGGAACCAAAGAAAGGAACCAAAGACAAAACUGAUAAUGAUAAUGGUCACGACAGUGACGAUGACAAGGGUCUUACGGUUGCCAAAAUCCGCAACUCGUUCAUGUCUCCGGGGGGGCAACCACGGCCCGCGUUGCUAAAAAAAGACUUGAGUUCCUAUUUCGAACGAGGAGAUUCCAAAUCAAGAUUGUCGCUGAUAGUCAAUGAUUCUGCCGCCAACAAGACCUUUGACGAGUGCUACGAAAAGGAAGAUUAUUUAGGAGAAGGUGGUUUUGCCGUCGUCCAUCGAUGCAAGCACAAGGAACGGGGCAAUUUGUAUGCCGUCAAGGAGAUUCAAAACGAAGGAUACGAGGAUGCCGAAGGGAAUUCUUUCAAGGAAGAAAUCAACACAAUGAAGAAAUUACGAGAGAUUCCGUACAUUGUCCGUCUGUUGGAUGUCUUUUAUGCCUACGACCGGACCUUUAUCAUUAUGGAAGAAAUGAAUGGUGGAGAUUUGUUGGACAAGAUUGCCGAAAAGGAAUACUACCCAGAAGCCGAAUGCCGUCGAUUGGCCCGACGACUCUUUGAAGCCAUUUAUUAUUGUCACAAGAAACGAAUUGUCCAUCGAGAUAUCAAACCAGAGAAUAUACUGCUGGAAAAUAAGUUUGAUGACACCAAAAUCAAAUUGGCCGACUUUGGGUGUGCGAAGGAACUGGAGGAAGAUACGGUACUCGUGACCAUGUGCGGGACGCCUCAAUAUGUGGCACCCGAAAUUUAUUUGCAACGAUCCGGGUACGAUGAAAAGUGUGACCUGUGGAGUGCGGCCGUUGUUGUGUACCUGUUGUUGGCGGGCUACGUUCCCUUUGACGGAGAACCGAUUGAAAUGCACAAGAUUGUCUGUGCGGGGGAAUAUGAAUUCCAUCCCAAAUAUUGGUCCGAGAUAUCGGAAGCACCCAAAAAGUUGAUUCGAGACUUGUUGAAGGUGGAUCCAGUGGAACGAGCGACCAUUGUGCAAAUUUUGGAUACCGGGUGGUUGAAACGGCUGGAUCGAGAAAAGGCCAUGCUGCGGCGCAAUUCGGAAUCAGACUUGAUGAAAAGCAGAUCCAUGAACCAAUCCCUGAGAAAUUUUGGAAAAUUGUCCAUUGCUAAUUUGAAUAGUAUUGAAGAGUGA
Molecule: messenger RNA, 1356 nt
Organism: Cylindrotheca closterium
Lineage: Eukaryota; Bacillariophyta; Bacillariophyceae; Bacillariales; Bacillariaceae
Source: the annotation of a GenBank genome assembly